AUGAAAAACACGAAACUUUCCGUAGUGUAUUUUAUAAUCUUAACAGCGAUUCUUGUUUAUGMAGUGAAGUCCGAUGAUGUAGAGUGCAAAGGUAUCAAGCUAACGCGUCUUGGCUGCUUCAAAGAUAAGUCAAAUCCUAAGGAUCGCACUCUAUCCCGUUUGGUCCUCACUUAUAAAGACCCGAGUAGUCCUGUAUACUCUGGUGAACAAAUUGACUGGUUGGACUUUGAGGAAUACCUAGCCGAUUAUAUUUGUAAAUGCGCUAAAAGUGUCUUGAAACUUGGAUACCGCGUCAUUGGGCUGCAGAAUUACGGUGAAUGCUGGUCAGGACAAAGCUAUAGAUAUGCGAUGUACGGUACGUCAAAUAAGUGCAUAGAUUCGAAGUUUCAAAGCUGUAAGAGCGGUAUGGACUGUGUUGGCCAAGAUGACACAAAUUUUGUUUACCGAGUGCAGAAAGAUCUUCCUUCUGCAACAGCAAAACCAACUGGGCAGCGAACUACASCCCGAACGACACCACCCACUCCAUCUCAAACACCGUCAGCAACUCCAUCACCGACACCAUCACCAACCCCGUCAUCGACAAUGACACCACCACAAACACCGUCACCAACACCUUCGCCGACAAAUUCGCGAACACCUUCGCCGACACAGUCGAAAAAAUUUUCAACUACAUCAAAGCCCACAACGCCUAGAAUUCGAUCCCCUAAACCUUCUGGAUUGGGUACCAGCACGGCCAAGAAACCUCCUUUACCUACAUCAAAAGCCACAASGCCUGGAAUUCGUUCCCCUAAACCUUCUCAAAUGGGUACCAGCACCGCAAAAACACCYCCUUCGCCUACAAAGGYCCCAACUCCCUGUUCUCAGCCUCAUAACAUCCCCUGCAAUUCACCCGCGAUGCCAURUGMAGCACCUUGUCAGCCCGUAGUAUAUCCUGCCCCAUUGAUGCCAUACCCUGGACCUUAUGCACAAGGCWCAUCCAAUGCGGUAAUGGGGCAAUAUCAACAAUUUCCAUCCAGUGGAGCUAAGUGUCCGUCCCAAUGUGCUCCAAAUUGUAAUGCAGGRUGUUGCCAAGGUUACUAUCAAGAUAAACCAAUGAGGGGACAGAAUGUAUGCAGACAGGGAUGCCCAACAAAGUGCGCACCAAAAUKCAUGACAGGAUGCUGCCGUUUGUUUGGUGGAUUGCAUAAGAGGGUAGCAAUAAGCAAACACAGUAUCCCGAGCCUAGAUGAUAGCUAGAAUAUUGAAAUACAACACAAGAACGUGCUGCCUGUUGACACAGUUUAGUAAAAUGGACUCUGCCACAAAACGUGCAUGCCUCAGGCACUCCCCAUUUCAACGGCAUUUUUUUAAAUAAGGUUUUAUGAUCAUAUAACUUAAAUUUGACAAUAUUUAUGUUCUUUAUAAAGGAUACUUAAUUGA
Molecule: messenger RNA, 1419 nt
Organism: Exaiptasia diaphana
Lineage: Eukaryota; Metazoa; Cnidaria; Anthozoa; Actiniaria; Aiptasiidae
Product: pollen-specific leucine-rich repeat extensin-like protein 1
Exons: 5
Coding region: 1-1236 (411 amino acids)
Source: RefSeq, a predicted model, not a curated record